AUGCCUUCUAAAUACCAAUCCGAUUUCUUGCAAUUAGCCUUGGACUCACAAGCUUUGAAGUUUGGCAAAUUCACCCUCAAAUCUAAGCGUGAGUCACCGUAUUUCUUCAACUUGGGUUUAUUCAGCACCGGGAAAUUGUUAUCAAGCUUGGCAACUGCCUAUGCCGAAGCAAUCAUUGAGAGCAAAUUGAAAUUCGAUAUCUUAUUUGGCCCUGCCUAUAAAGGUAUACCAUUGGCUGCAAUUACUGUUGCAAAAUUAGCAGAGUUGGAUCCUGAAAAUUAUGGUGAUACUGGAUACUCUUUCAAUAGAAAGGAAAAGAAAGAUCAUGGUGAAGGUGGAUCAAUUGUCGGGUGCCCGUUGGCAGAUAAGAAAAUCUUGAUCAUUGAUGAUGUGAUUACUGCAGGUACCGCCAUCAAUGAGGCAUUUGAAAUAAUUGCCCAGGAAAAAGGUCAAUGUGUCGGCUGUAUCAUUGCUUUGGAUAGACAAGAAACGACAGUCACAGAUACCACAAAGUCUGCAACUAAGGCAGUCAGCGAAAAAUACGGUAUUCCUGUAUUGUCAAUUGUAAGCUUAGCUGAGAUCAUUACAAUUUUACAGGGCAAGAUAAGCGACGCCGAUUUGAAAUCUAUUAAAGAGUACAGAAGCAAAUAUGGCGCCUAA
Messenger RNA from Lodderomyces theae, 660 nucleotides. RefSeq names its product orotate phosphoribosyltransferase (gene URA5). The record is from RefSeq and is a predicted model, not a curated record. Bases 1 to 660 code for a protein of 219 amino acids. Gene Ontology annotation, molecular function: orotate phosphoribosyltransferase activity. Gene Ontology annotation, cellular component: cytoplasm. The transcript has a single exon. Gene Ontology annotation, biological process: pyrimidine nucleotide biosynthetic process; 'de novo' pyrimidine nucleobase biosynthetic process; pyrimidine ribonucleoside biosynthetic process. Lineage: Eukaryota; Fungi; Ascomycota; Pichiomycetes; Serinales; Debaryomycetaceae.